This is a messenger RNA of Moesziomyces aphidis, 1098 nucleotides long. The record is from the annotation of a GenBank genome assembly. NCBI's taxonomy places the organism in Eukaryota, Fungi, Basidiomycota, Ustilaginomycetes, Ustilaginales, Ustilaginaceae.
AUGCUCGGUGCGGCUCUGGCAUUCCUGCCCGGCAGGAGCGCAUGUGAAGCGUCAAAGGCUCUGCUCGAUGCUCGUUGCUCGAUGCUCGAUGCUCGAUGCUGCGAUGCCGGCGAAAGGCAGCCGACUGUUGGGGCAGAGCACGGUCCACCUCUUCUUCGCAGAGAGAUCGAAGCAGACCCACGCUUCGGCGGCCUGAAUGGCAGCAUGUCCGUGCGCGCAAGAGGACAGCCUCCCACUCAACAGACGCGCGCAAGAGUCAAGACCCGUUGCCACCCUUUGCCGAUGAAGCUCGGUCAGCAUUUCAUCUGCGCGCAUCUGCUCGGCAGUCCCAAGAUGAUUCAGUUCGUCGCUGGGGACGGAGCUGCCAUCGGUGGGGCCGACGAGUCUCGUCUCGCGGGUGGGCUGCAGCAGCGGAAAGAUCCGCACGCCGGCCAAGAGGCAGACGUUCCCACGUUUUGGCUUCACCUCGGCAAUGUCGGUGGGGAUCUCCGUGCGGGCGGCAAGAAGUACGGCCUUUGCGUGGCUCGGCCCCCGGGCUUCUGCGCGCUGUUCAACUUGGCGAGCGAGCGUCGGACUUCUGAGGCUGUCGGGCAUGGCGGAGGUCCAACUCGGACCGAACUCGGCUGCUGCCCAACAUCGGCGGCGAAGCACACCAUUCCCAUGCACGUCGUUCUGCGCCUGGCUUCGCUCGAAUUCAUGCAUGGAAGCCGUCUCGCUUGCAGGACCCGCUCGGGCGUCCGUGCUCGUGCCAAUCCUGAUAAGAUGCAGCUGCCGGAAGGCCGUCAGAUUCGGCCAAAGUUGGUGGGCCUGCCAACUCCACAGCUGAGCGGCGGUGGUGGGCAGAGUCGGAACCGCACGCACGCAGCUGCGCCCACAGCCAAGUCGAUUGCGAGAGCCACCGAGCCGAUCCGCCGAGCCCAGCGCAGCGAGCCGCACCUUGACAUUCGCGCCUGCUCCCUCGUCACUGUUUCCUUUCUCCAAGCCAUCAAGAAAAGUAAGCGAUCGCACGCACGCACGCACGCACUCUCGCAUACGCAUUCGGAUCCCAUCACCACUCGCGGCAUUGUUCAUAUCGGUGACGACGAGGACCCACCUUGA